This is a messenger RNA of Phyllostomus hastatus (greater spear-nosed bat), 1056 nucleotides long. It is a transcript of the gene ANAPC13, whose product is annotated as anaphase promoting complex subunit 13. Gene Ontology annotation, biological process: protein K11-linked ubiquitination. The coding region runs from base 265 to 489 and encodes 74 amino acids. The transcript has 4 exons. Gene Ontology annotation, cellular component: anaphase-promoting complex. The record is from RefSeq and is a predicted model, not a curated record. NCBI's taxonomy places the organism in Eukaryota, Metazoa, Chordata, Mammalia, Chiroptera, Phyllostomidae.
CACCUCCUUCCUGCCCGCCCUGCUCCGCGCAAGCAAAUAGGCUCACUCACUUCCGGGGAUCGGGGGAAAAGGAGUGCAGAUGACGUGGUGCCGAGGGUGGGCUUCGGCGGCCGCGGGUACAGCGCUGGGUCGGGUGUCGCCCCUUAAGAGUGAAAACACCUUAUCGCCUAACUCUGGAAAUGGGGUGUUGACCCUGAUGAUCUAACGCCCAUGUUGAAUUUGGAAGGAAAAGUACAGAUUUGACAAGAUCGAAGCUGCAGGAGAAUGGACAGUGAAGUACAGAGAGAUGGAAGGAUCUUGGAUUUGAUAGAUGAUGCCUGGCGAGAAGAUAAGUUGCCUUACGAGGAUGUUGCAAUACCACUGAAUGAGCUUCCUGAACCUGAACAGGACAACGGCGGCACCACAGAGUCCGUUAAAGAACAGGAGAUGAAGUGGACCGACCUGGCCCUGCAGUACCUGCACGAGAACGUCCCCCCCGUGGGAAACUGACACCUGGCUCCCUUCUCUGGAUGAAUUUUUUUUAAAAUACAUAGAUACUGAAGGUUUUCUUUUAGUCUCCUAAUUCAGAUCUUUUAGUGAUAGGUCAGCACUCAAAAAUGUACACCCACUUAGUUUGUGGCAGCAAAGUGCAAUGUGCAAAUACUCACCAGAAUGAGAAACUGGUUGCGAUUUCUCAGGAAUGCAGAAUAUUUGGCUCUUUGAACCUAAAGUUCUUUAUUCCCAAGCUUGUGUUUGAACAUAUUUGGUUAAAGGUUUGCCUUUAACUCUAACUUUGCUUUACUUACCAGAGUUUAACACUCCCCAGCUGCUUAUAUGUGUCCUGUGACAGGCGAUGGAAGGUAUGACAGGGAGGGCUUAGAAAGAGGAAGCCAACACAAGGAGAAUCGCUGGCUUCUCCUGCACCCCCUAGGAGAAGCAGUCUGAGUGGGUGUGUGGGAAGCCUGGAAGCGUAAUAGGUAUUUGGAAGCACAUUCACUGACUGCUGGGGUUCCUGAGACUCCCCGUGAUGUUUUCAAACUUUGGAUACAUUAAUAAAUUAAAGAGUAUCUGUUAGUA